Clonostachys rhizophaga is the source of this 471-nucleotide messenger RNA. The record is from the annotation of a GenBank genome assembly. NCBI's taxonomy places the organism in Eukaryota, Fungi, Ascomycota, Sordariomycetes, Hypocreales, Bionectriaceae.
AUGACGUCCCUCGACCAGCUGAGGACGCGGCAGCGUGGGGACUACAGGUACUUCCUCGACUAUAGGACGAGAUGGAAUGACAACGACAUGUACCAUCACGUGAACAACUCGGUCUACAACUUCCUAAUCGACUCCAUCGUCAACGACUACUUGCUAAAGUUCUGUGGCCUUGAUCCAUCAAAGUCGGAACAGCACCCACUGGCGGCCCACCUGCACACAGACUUCUUUGCCUCCCUUGCUUACCCAGCCGUCGCCGAGCUGGCCCUCCGCGUCAACAAGCUUGGGAAGUCGAGCGUGACCUAUGAGGUAGGCGUCUUCGAGAAGGGGGUGGACGCCGUCAAGGCCGUCGGCGAGUUUGUCCACGUCUUCGUCGAGCGAGCCACAGCCAGGCCGGCCAAGACAGGCAUGAAUGACCAACUUAGGGAGGGCCUGCAGAAGAUCUACGUUGGGGUCGAAUCAAGCAAGCUCUAA